Messenger RNA from Polyodon spathula (Mississippi paddlefish), 2763 nucleotides. RefSeq names its product zinc finger MYM-type protein 1-like. The record is from RefSeq and is a predicted model, not a curated record. Bases 152 to 2527 code for a protein of 791 amino acids. Lineage: Eukaryota; Metazoa; Chordata; Actinopteri; Acipenseriformes; Polyodontidae. The transcript is spliced from 3 exons.
CGUUCAGCAAGGCAUAGAGGGCAAGCCCUUCGUUUACUUGCAUGCUUAUUUAAACGGGCUUGCACACCGCUCUGCAGGCGUGGGCGGUUAAACAUUACAAUAAAAAAAAUCAAUAAAAAAAAAAGUACAAAACAGAAUCCCGUGUGCUGCCAUGGACAGUGUGAAGAUGGAUUCUUUCCUGAUUAAAGAGGAGUUCCCUGACCUUGUACUUGUCCCCAUUAGAGUGGAGUUCUCUGGACUGGCUUCCCUCCCCGUUAAACAGGAGCUCUGUGAGACGAAAAGCGACAGCAGCCAGCCAGUCUCUGAGAUUAAAGCUGAGCACAAUGAACUGGAGAUCCCCCAGACAGAAUUGGAGUUCCCCCAGACAGAAUUGGAGCUCCCCCGGACAAAGGAACUGGAGAACGUUGUAGAUUGGUUGUUAAAGACUCCCUUCGGAACGCUGGAACACGCAGAGAAGGUUCGCAUAAAAUCUGAAGGCAGGCCUCGACCUCAAAUAAACUCUGUCCAAGAUGAUGCUGGACGGAGUCGGUCAUUUCGGUGCCAGUGGUAUGAGAGAGUGGACUGGCUGACUGGGAGUGCUGUUACAAACUGCCUGUACUGUUGGCCCUGUUUACUGUUCAAUGGUUUCGUUACGUGGACAAAAUCUGGAUAUAAUGAUUUUAAAAACAUGGAUCGAUCAGUGAAACGACACUCCAAAUCAAAAGAGCACGUCAGCGCCGAGGUGAGAUUGAAACUGCUGGGACAAAGUCGCGUUGAGCACGUGGUAGACGAAGGCGCGCGAAUUCAAGUCGCAAAGCAUAAUGAAACCGUGAGAAGGAACAGGGCCAUUCUGAAACGCCUGAUCGAUGCAACAACUUAUUUAGGUCGCCAGGAAUUGGCAUUCAGAGGGCAGGACAGCACAGCAGACUCGUUAAACAAGGGGAACUAUGGGGAGCUGACGGAGGUCAUUGCGCACUACGACGAACUGCUCGCCACUCACAUCGAGCAAUCUGCCGUCUUCACUGGAAUGUCAGAACCGAUCCAGAACGAUCUGAUUUCUUCCAUCUCGUUGUCCGUGCUGGAGGAGAUCAAAAAGGAAAUUAAUGCGGCACCUUUUUUUGCGUGGCAGGUAGACGAAAUGACCGACAUUGGCUGCCGUUCCCAGGUUUCUAUAAUCGUGCGGUACGUGGAUGAAAUAGGAACGCUGCAAGAGCGGUUCCUGGGUUUGUUUGACUUGACCGGGGUGAGAGAUGGACAGUCAGUGUUCAAGCUUGUCAGCACAGCCAUGUCCGAGUUCGAUUUCAAGGAGAAACUGGUCGCACAGGCUUACGAUGGCGCUACGGUGAUGCCAUCUGAAUUAAACCGGCUACAAGCCAAAGUAAGAGAAGUGGCUCCCAGCGCUGUCUUUACACACUGCUGCGCGCAUCAUCUCAACCUCGUAUUAAGCCAAGGGGCAAAAUUCAUUACACAGGCUCGGGUGUUCUUUGCAACACUAGGGGGGUUUUCUUCGUUCUUUUCAAAAUCCUCAAAAAGGGUAGAUUUGUUGGAAGAAACCAGCUCUACUGCGACUCGCUGGGAUUUCACCUCGAGGGUUGUGGGGACUGUUGCCAAUAACUACACCAAACUGCUUGAGACGUUCUCGCGCGUUGUCAACUCUGAGGGAAUGGAUGAUGACACCGUAGGAGCGGCCAGCGGGUUCAUUCGCACGCUCGAAGAUUUCGACUUUGUGUUCAUGCUUUUCACGUUCAACCAAGUUUUCUCUGACACGGGUGCAGCGUUCGAUAUCAUUCAGCAAAAAGCGAUGGACGUCACCUUCUGCAAAAACAGAAUCGAGACCCUGCUUCAUUCCGCCGAGGAGAAAAGGUCAGAAGAAGCAUUUAAUAAAAUUUAUGAAGCAGCAGCCAGCUUGACAGAAGACCCAGCUGACAGACACCUGAGAAAGAGAUGCCGACAGGAGGGGGCGCACCGAGAUGUAAAGCAACAGUACCGCACGCUGUAUCACUCCGUUCUGAACAAUUUACUACUUCAGAUCCAUCAUCGAUACGCAAGCCUGGAGGAGACGCGAUUUCUUGAGCUGCUGAAUCCCGAGAAAUUUGCCACAAUGAAGUCUGCAUUCCCAGAUGAAGCACUGGGGUGCCUGAAUAAGGGAUACGGAAGAUUUUUUGAAAUGGACCGUUUGAAAACAGAGCUGCAAGUUUUUUACUGGGACAGGGAGUUGCACGGUGCCAACAGCAGCAUUUCAGAUUUGCUGCAGUCCUUCAAGCGCAGCGGCCUCGACCGCGCCAUGCACCAGCUGUACAAGCUCAUGUGUUUAGCAGCAACAGUUGGCACAACAUCAUGCGGUGUGGACAGAACCUUCUCCUGUCUCGAAAGGCUAAAGAGCUAUGCCAGGAACACAAUGGGACAAGAACGCUUUAAAAACCUGGCGGUUUUAUCUAUUGAGAAGGGGAUCGUGAAGGCGCUGGAAAAGAAUCCUUGCUGGUACGAUGGAGUCAUUGACCAUUUCGCAACGCCGAGAGAGAGAAGGGCAGACUUUAUCUACAAGUAAAGUGAAAGAGGACUGCGGCGCGAGGGAGCUGUCACCCCAGAGCCAGCAUCGCCGCCCAGAGCACUACUCCCCCAUUCACAGCGACGCACGGCGCCACCAGGAGGAAGGGGCACUGAGCACAUUUUUGUUGUUUGUUUUGGGACUGUAACCCACUGUCUACUCCCCUGAUACCAUCGUUGGUAGAGGGGCGGCAUUAUUAUUAAGUGUCAUAGUAAAUAUAAAUUGUUUUAAGAACA